AGCUCCUCCGCCCCGGAUGACAGCGCUGUCCGCGGCGUGCGCGUCCUUCCGGUUUUGGGAUGAAUUGCCUUGGUGCAGUGUUUUUAUUUAUUUGAACGUACUGAUUCUGUUUCAGCGACAUCAGGGUCGAUGGAUUUUACGUUGCCUUGAUGCUUUUCUUCGCGUCGACCUGGCCAUGUCAUUCAAAACCGCCGGCAGUAUGUCUAACGGGUUAGCAACCCAGCUGAGCUGACGAAGUGAAGCAGCUUUCGGUUGCCAUGGAGACGGACAAUGAGCAUCAUGGGAUGUUUGUGGAUCCUGACUUUCCUGCUGAGGAGUCCUCACUCUUCUGUGAUUACACCACGCCCCUCCCCAAAUUGUUGGGUGAUGUCACAUGGCUCCGCCCACAGGAGAUCUGCAAGCAGCCUCAGCUCUUCCCCGAUGACCCUGUGGAGGCCCACCCAAAGCAAGGCAUCCUGGGAGACUGCUGGUUGCUCUGUGCCUGCUCCAUGUUACUCAAGAACCAGCAUCUUCUGAACAAGGUAUUUCCACCAGAGCAGCCUUUGUGGGGUGACCGUGUUUACCACGGUGAGUUCCGGGUCCAGUUCUGGCAGAACGGGCGCUGGAUAGAGGUACGGGUGGAUGACCAGCUGCCCUGUGUCAAUGACACUCUCUGCUUUUCACGAUGCCAGAGCCCUAGGGCAUUCUGGGUAGCACUUUUGGAGAAAGCUUAUGCCAAGUUACAUGGUUCGUAUGAGCGUUUGUGGGCGGGGCAAGUAUGUGAGGCAGUUGUGGACCUGAGCGGAACCAUAGCAGUACGAUGGAGUCUAAAAGGGGCGGAGUCUCCACAACAGCCCAAGGACUCCCAGACUCAACACACACCUAAUGGGAUGAGACUAUCUGAACUCUCACUGGAGCUGAAGGAGCGAUGUGCCAUCAGCUGCUGUGUCCACAGCGCCCCCACAGGUAUCCCAGAGCUUGGUCAGUAUCACGCCAUGAGUGUAAUGGAGUGGACAAAUGUGACAACCACUACAGGUGAACAAGUGGAGCUGAUCAGGAUACGAAACCCCUGGGGCAGGAGGAGCUGGAACGGGGUCUGGAGAGAGAGUGGAUCAGGCUGGGCUUCUCUGGAGCCCUCCUGUUCUCAGGCUCUACUGGGCCGCACGGCAGAGGGGGAAUUCUGGAUGGAUGAGACAGAAUUCCAGCAGGAAUUUGAUGAGGUUACAGUAGGCUGUCCCCUCAGUGAAACAGGACACCUACAAAGCAUCUACACAGGAAGCUAUCUUACCCACAGCCACCAAAUUGGAGGUCGCUGGGUCAAAGGUCACUCUGCGGGCGGUUGCCGUAACAAUAACACUUUUAGUAUCAACCCUAAGUUCUGGUUAAAAGUGUGUGAGAGAGGGGAAGUGUUGCUGUCAUUGCUGCAGUACGGACAUCCUGAACCACCAGCAGAGGGCCGCACUCAGCAGCACUCACACCUCCAGGCCAUCGCACUGCAUGUGUGGAAGGUGGAGAAGAAACACUUUAACCUGAUGCGGACGCUGAACAAGCCACCGCUUGUGUCGCACACGCAUGCAUACAAUCGGGAAGUGGUAGUGCCCACUCACCUGAAUCCUGGUUUUUACCUGUUGGUGCCUAGUACCUUCCUGCAGGGAGCGGAGGGCCGGUUCCUUCUGAGAGUUCAUUCUUCCUGCUCUACCUCUCUCAGUGUGAUGAAAUCCCCUCCUCCUCUUCAGCACUGUUCAGAGGGCGAGUGGGAAACCCUCAGCUCUCAUGGCUGUUGGUCCGUUGGUUCAACUGCAGGAGGAAGUCGCAACUUCACCACACAUGGACUCAACCCCCGUAUACCCUUUACUGUGACCUAUGAUCCUGGAGGUAACAACGUAAAGGUCACAUUAUGCCAAAACAGACCUGAAAAUUCCCUCCAUGCCAUCGGCUUUCAUAUUUAUAAGGUACCUGAUGGUGACUCUCUUUUAAGCCCUGGUGCCAUGUCUCCGGUGGUUAGCUGUGUACCUCAUGCCCACUCCCAGGAGGUCAGUGUGUUUUGCCAUCUACAGCCGGGCAAGUACAUCAUAAUUCCCUCCACCUACCAGCCGGAACUCAGCGCUCACUUCACACUCACUUUUACAUGCAGGAUAAAUCGGAAAGCAAUGCAGAGUCAAGAGCUUCUGGGCCAUGCUGUUCAGGAGGUCUCCUGUAUCUCUGUGAUGAGACGAUAGGAAGUGGAUCACAUGCCUAUGUUGAGAUGAAAGUCUUGCUCUCCAUCCUCAGGACAGGAGUCUCAUGGUGUGUAGUAUGUGUCUCUGCACAGCCUCAACCUCUUCAACUAAACUCUGCAGAACUCUACAGUCCCCCCAGGACCGAGUUUGGACACCCCUGGUAUAAACUAUUUAGGGAUUUGUCACAAUGGUUGUCUAGUCUUUCAACAACCGCCCUCUAAGAAAAAUGUCAGAUCAAGUGUUACAUAAUGUACUAUAAAUGUGUACUGAUGCCAGACUUAUUUAUUAUGAAUUAUUUAUUAUUAAUGUUUUUUGUCCAAGUUGCGAAAAUAAUUCUUUACUAGAAUAUUGAAAACAGCCAUUACCACUUUUAUAUUCACACAGAUUUAUACUACAUCAUGAUAUGUAAAUUUCAAUGAAAGACUCACUAGAAAGAGAGAAAAUUUUAAUAUUGAGAGAAAGAGAAAACAAGGAUGCAGAAGAAUAAAGAUGGGGGUAUUACUGGCCAAAAGAAGGGUAGACAGUGAUUGAAUAAGUGGGAGGGUCAGCGGCUCUACUGAAGCUCCAGCUCUCUCUGAAGUGUGCCGCAGAGUUGGAGCCCCUCACGCGGUCGCUGCCCCGUCGGCCCCUCUGUGAGUGCUAAUAGCCUGUGUGUGAGGGUCUGCAGGCCUGUUAGUGCCGCACUAGUGACGAACUUGUAGCGUCACUGUCCACCCUGAUCCAGUGCCUGGUGCCGCCACACAAUGGCUCGUUAUGUGAAGCAAUUACACUGCGGUGACCCUUUCCUCCCCAUGUGCAUGUCUGUUAUAUGUACAGCAAUAUUCAUUAAAAUAUUUUGAAUUUUAAAACUUGAAUCCUACUUUAUUUGAAUACAAAA
Cyprinus carpio (common carp) is the source of this 3075-nucleotide messenger RNA. It is a transcript of the gene capn10, whose product is annotated as calpain 10. Gene Ontology annotation, cellular component: cytoplasm. The record is from RefSeq and is a predicted model, not a curated record. Gene Ontology annotation, biological process: proteolysis. Gene Ontology annotation, molecular function: calcium-dependent cysteine-type endopeptidase activity. NCBI's taxonomy places the organism in Eukaryota, Metazoa, Chordata, Actinopteri, Cypriniformes, Cyprinidae.